UUAAGUAACCUUGGUCCUCGGUCUUCAUCUCUACUCCUAGGUUUGCAGCUCAUUGCUAGUGUAACCCAGUGGAGCAUGUGUUCUAUUGGUUUCUUUUUUGUUUGAAAUCUUAGUACUCCUUCGUACAGAAUAGAUUACGACAAAAAAUGCUGGGGAGAUUGUGGAGAGCAGCAGCUAACAAUUAUUCCAGGGCUGUUCCAGGGAGGAAUAACUUCGUCCAUGCUGCCCAUUUCUAUCCGUCUUCACGUAUUCAUUACUCGGAUGUUGCGGCCACCGUAGAUUCCGCCGUGCCUGAUCCUACCGUGAAAAACUUCACCGCUAAAACGGAUGUGAAUUUGAACAAGAUGUUCUGGUCAAAACCUUGUUCUUUGGCAUUGCCUGCUGAUUCACCGCUGAGAAUUGAAGAGCCACAUUAUGAAGGAAUCAAGCGUUUUAUCCUUAAACUGAUGCUUUUCUAUAGCAAACAGAGCAAGUCUAUUCGUGGGGCAAAUGUAAUUUACCUCCGAAUUACUUCUCAAGUUGACAAACCGGCAAUCUAUAAUGUAUUUAGGCUGGAGAAGACCUUUAAAACAACAUUUGCCUUGCUUGUGCUCCAUAUGUGGCUUGUAUUACGCCGCUUAAAAGAAGAAGGAAAAGAAGGAGGAGACUUGGGGCAGUACUUGUAUGAGAGAUACAAUCAUGAUGUGGAAUUGAGAGUUGAUAAGGAAGGGGUCAAAUUGCUGUUGGGCAAAUGGAUGAAGAAUUUGGAGAAGAUAUUUUAUGGGAACAUUGUUGCAUAUGACACUGCCAUGCUUCCUGAAGCUAAGAAGGAUGAGUUGCAAAAUGUGAUCUGGAGGAAUGUUUUUCAAUCUGAUGAUGGCGAUUCGUCUAAAGUACCUACUGAUGCUGCCUUAGUACCUCUUCAGGCAAUGUCAAGGUAUGUUCGUCGAGAAUCAGGUUGCCUAUCACUAACAGAUAAAGAAGCUCUGUUUUCAGGCAACUUCAUGUUCACUUCAUUGAAAAGCUCGAAGAGUUGAUGUCCCAAAAAAGGGAAAACAAAAAAAAGAAAACAUUGGAUGUGAACUCUGGGAAUUCAGAUAGCCAUGCCAGAAUCCAUAGCUUGCACUUUAGAUUGAAGUCUUACGUGCCAGAAAUGCUUUGGAAAUUGCCAAAUUCUUAUUGAAUCCUCGAUACCGAGGCUCCCCAUUGGGCUCGUAGCCAAACAAAGGGUUGGUUGUGUACAAUUUGUUCGUGCAUUGAAUGAUUACCAAUUAUUUUUGGUUGUUGGCAGUCGGCUAAGUAAUGAUGAGGAAUUUUUGUGUCUUUCA
Molecule: messenger RNA, 1307 nt
Organism: Coffea eugenioides
Lineage: Eukaryota; Viridiplantae; Streptophyta; Magnoliopsida; Gentianales; Rubiaceae
Product: ubiquinol-cytochrome-c reductase complex assembly factor 1
Exons: 7
Coding region: 147-1016 (289 amino acids)
Biological process (GO): mitochondrial respiratory chain complex III assembly
Cellular component (GO): mitochondrion
Source: RefSeq, a predicted model, not a curated record